This is a messenger RNA of Hydractinia symbiolongicarpus, 4118 nucleotides long. Its product is annotated as ankyrin repeat and MYND domain-containing protein 1-like. The transcript has 12 exons. Lineage: Eukaryota; Metazoa; Cnidaria; Hydrozoa; Anthoathecata; Hydractiniidae. Gene Ontology annotation, molecular function: protein binding. Bases 298 to 3183 code for a protein of 961 amino acids. The record is from RefSeq and is a predicted model, not a curated record.
AAACUUACAUUCAUUAUUUGAGCAUUCUAGGGUUUAGCAUAAAGAAAUAAUAAGCAGAAAUACAACAUGUAAUGUUAUGUGUAAUAUUUUGCAUUCAUAAUAUUAAACUUUACGUAUACAUCUAAACCUUACGUAUACAUCCAAAGAAAAUCUUGGUUACUGUUUUUUUAUAUCCCACUUUACUGAUACAAUAAUGUGCUAGGUAUUUGUAAUGGUGAUUUUUAAAUUUUUAGACAUACUAACACAUAAAAAAUGACAGAGAUUUGUCAACCUGUUUAGUAUUAUUCAAAUAGUGUGAUGCUAAAUACAGUUAAGAGCAUUCAAUCUAUUGAGAGGUUCAAGUGUGAACCAACAAAUAAGAAACUUAAUCAAUAUGGGGCUUGGUAUAUAGGUCAAAUAAAUGGUACUCAAAGAAGUGGUUGGGGUAAAUUUAAAUGGUCCAAUGGUGGUACAUAUGAGGGAUAUUAUGUAGAAAACAAACGACAUGGUAAAGGAAAAUAUGUAUGGAAUGAUGAGACUGUAUAUAUUGGCAUGUUUGAAAAUGAUUUGCGACAUGGAUAUGGAGAAUUAACUUGGCUAAAUAAAGAGAGUUACCAUGGUGAAUUUUUUAAGGACAUGCGAGAGGGGUUCGGUAUCUAUAAAUGGCCUGAUGGUAGACGAUAUGAGGGAAAUUUUAAAAAUAAUGUCAAAUGUGGCUUUGGAAUAUUCACAAUGAACAAUGGUGAUACAUUUGAGGGUUUUUACAAAAAUGAUCAGCGUUAUGGACCAGGCAUAUUUACAAACAAAAAAACUAUGAAGCAAGAUGUUGGUAUUUGGCAAUCUUUGAUGAUUGUCAAGCUUUGCACUGCUGUACCUGAAGCAUUUAUGUAUGAACAUGUUACAGAGCAUCGCAUAAAUGCUGGCGAUAACAUUUCAGAGAAAAUUAAAUCCGCAAAUUUAAGAAGGUCAAUAUCAGGAGACACACAUUUUUUUACACAUACCAAGUUCGCUGAGUCAUCAAACAUGCCAAGUUCCUUUCCUCUCCACCAAAUAUUGAAAGGAGUCAGAGGUGUUCAUUCUAAACCGGGUUAUUUGGAGGAAUCAUCUCUCAUGUUACUUCAGGCAGCAUCAAUUGGUGAUGUAAGAACUACCCUGAGGAUUUUAGAAGAAGGUUUAGUCAGUGUUAAUGUAUGUGACAGCACUGGUCAUUCUUCAGUAUUAGCUGCUGCUGUGAACUGCCACGUUGAAAUUUUAAAUUGUUUACUGGACUAUGGAGCUAAUAUCAAUAUUUUAACUAAUGAAGGCCUUUCUGUUUUAUCAGCAUGCCAUGUUUUAUUGUACACAGAACUGAACUUUAUUCAAAAUAUUGCAGAGAACAUGGAUUACAAGGAUAAUUUGUUUAUUUCUACGGAACUUGAGAAAAAAACAGGAAUCGUUAUUAAUCGUAAUGACAAAAUGAUGAUUAUGGGAAAGUAUGAACAACUACACAAAGCAUUGGUACCUUCGAAGCGAAAAAAGAGUUUAACUCCUAAAAAAAUACGUCAGCAUAGUUUUUCAAAGUUCUCAACAAAAAGCUCUACAACGAAAAGUGAAUCCAUAUCUGAUGAAGGAGAUUUAGUAGAUUGUUCUUUUGAUCAAUGGAAACUAGAGUUUUAUCAACGGUCGUUAAAUCGGGUGAAAAAAGUGGAAGUUAUUAAUUGUACAUUUAAAGAAGUUAUGCUAAACCCACACUUGUUGUCACUUGGGAGUGAAAAACCUGAUAUUUUGCUGAAUGAUUGUGUUCUUAAAGAUGUAAACACUGGACCUAUCAAUAUUUUAGAGGAUCCACUUCCAACAACUAGAGCAAGUUUAUACAGAUGUUCAAACGAUUCUAAAUCUUUGGAAGGAUCGAUUUCUACAAACGAUAUGAAAACGAAUUUCAUUAAUAAUGAAAGAAAACCCCAUCUUGAAAAGACUGUUCAAUUAUUGUUAAAGCGGGGAGCCAAUCCAAAUGCAUCAUCUCUGCCACUACCUGUAAUAUUUUUUCCUGUCAAAUCUGCCAAUACAGCUGCAGUGCUGGCUUUGCUGGAACGAGGUGCUGAUACAGCAGCUAGAACAAAUCAAAAGAAGUUAUGUCCUUUGCACAUAGCAGUAGCUCUUCCUUGUCCUGAAGGUGUCGAGAUUGCUAAGCAUCUUUUAAGCUUUGGCGCUGAUCCCAAUCUUCAGGAUGAUUACUUUGGAAACAUCAAUGAUGGAGGACGAACUCCGUUACAUAUAGUUUGUUGCCGGGAAGAUAAUUAUAAGCAGUCGUUAAAAAUUGGAAAGUUGUUGUUGGAGCAUGGUGCAGAUCCAGAUUUGUUAUGUGCAGGAAACUCUGCUCUCUCACUUGCCAUCGCCAGUGGGAAUGACUUGCUUGUUGAUAUGCUGUUAAAUUACAAUGCCAAUCCAAGUUUAAAACUGACACAUGGCUUAGGUUCGAUUCUGAGUGUUGCAGUUUCAUUUCAAGCUGAACGACAUCGGACACCAAAUGAAAGAAUGAAAUUAGUAGAAAAACUUAUCAACGCAGGAGCUGACCUGUUAACACCUGUAAGAAUAUCAGACAAGUAUCCGCCAGGAACUGUUGUUGAUUAUGCUUACCAUGUGUUUUCACAGGAUCGCCGCAUUGCUUGUACUCCAUAUCAUGCUUUAUCUUCCCUUGAACGUGAAUGUUUCAAUGCUAGAAGAUCUCUUUUGACGUAUGUGGGAAAGCAUUUAAGAAACGCUGCUUUAAAAAAAGAGGAAACUGAACCAGUGGAAGAUCAAGAAGAUAUGUAUUCUGUGUGGUCACAGCGUGAUGAAAGAUUUUCUUCUAUCGCUUCUCCACAAGGCAGAGAUGAAUCUUGUGGGUUAAGAUUUGUGAUCGUGAAAACUGCUGGAAAGAAUAAUUUGAAGAAAAGGUUGAGAUACUGUCAUGAAUGCGGCCGCUCCAUAGGUGUUCGUUUAACUCCAUGUGCACGAUGUAGAGAAGUCUUCUACUGUUCUAAAAAUUGCAAGGCGAAAGCGUGGAACGCUAGACAUCGAGAAGAAUGCGCCAGAUUAAUAGGUCAAAAGACAAGUCCUGAGGCGAGAGCAGACUCGCCUACCCCGACUACAAAUGGUUGUAUUAUUGACGUUAAACACUUGCAAAGAACGGCUAGCAUAAAGACAGGGACAACGACGCCGAAUGGGUUUUUGCCUCGAUUAUAAUUGCUCGUCUUAAACUAUAGAUAUUUAAUAAUUUAUUUUUUUUAACAAAAUACAUGAAUUUGAAACAGCUAAUGUAAAUAUUAUUUAAAGCACUUAAAUUAUAUUUUUACUCUUACUUUUUUAUGGGGUUACGAAAUGCUUUUCUUGUGAGCCAGUAAAUUGAAAAAUCGUCUGUUUCAUUCUUUUUUAUUAAAAAAAGGUAGGAUUGAAAGUUAAAUUUUUAUAUUUUUUUACACUUGGGACAAGCUAGGUAAGUAGAAACAUAAAAAGAAAAAUAUCUCCGCUAGCCCGUGCUUCGCCUAAAUUGUACAAGCACUAAAUGUAAAAUGUAUUCAUGUGUUACUUAAAUGAUUAUAAAGUUUUUAUUCACAUGAUGGAAAUCCUUAUAUCUUCGAUUCCAGAUGUAUGGAGGAGAAUUGAGGUCAUUUAUAAAUAUUCAAACUUCUGGUAACUCGAACGCUGGGUAACGCAAACGCCCAGUAAUUUGAACGCCGGACAACUCCAUUAUCUCAAACUAUUUUUUUCUUCCUUUGAACUUUCGGUAAUAUUCAUCAGCUGGCUCUCAUCUCGAACCCCUCAAUUUUUUAUCAAGUUAAACUGUUUUCUCUCUGGCGAUAUUGUAUAGUUACCGGAAGGUUACGAGAUAUGCACACAAAUAUCUGGAGAAGUUGCAGUUACCGGAAGGCUACGAGAUAUACACACAUAUUUAUCUGCAGAAGUUAUAGUUACCGCAAGGUUGCGAGACGUACACACAUAUUUAUCUUCUGUUGUCUAAUAUUACGUGAGAUUUAUUUUGAAGAUCGCAAUUUUUUUUAAACCGGAUUUGUGUAUAUAUAUAUUUUCAUGACGCAAUUGAAUUUACAAUUAAAUAUUUGUCACAUAUUUACUUGAUUUUUUACUUAUCCGAAAAAUAAAAAUUAGCCCAAUAGAUAGAU